UAACUCAGUGGUAUGACACGGACAGAAGAAGCCACCGACCCCAUCACACCCACCCUACACAACCCAUCCCAGUCCUACGCCGACCACACCAAAGAAUCGGGCAGUAGUGUCGCGGAGAAAAUCGCCGAGGCGAUGCAGCCUGGUUUGUACCCACUACCCCCACCCCCUUCUCCUUCCUCACCCCGGGGAAAAGCUUUGGCGAUGGUCGAGUUGAUAUUGAGGGGCUGCAGGCGAUAACAAGAGCACGACGAGGUUGUUGUCGGAUACGCCGACGGGGA
This is a messenger RNA of Aspergillus novofumigatus IBT 16806, 278 nucleotides long. RefSeq lists its product as uncharacterized. The transcript has a single exon. Lineage: Eukaryota; Fungi; Ascomycota; Eurotiomycetes; Eurotiales; Aspergillaceae. The annotation marks the transcript as partial. The record is from RefSeq and is a predicted model, not a curated record.